This is a messenger RNA of Nothobranchius furzeri (turquoise killifish), 3551 nucleotides long. RefSeq names its product ring finger protein 150b (gene rnf150b). The record is from RefSeq and is a predicted model, not a curated record. Lineage: Eukaryota; Metazoa; Chordata; Actinopteri; Cyprinodontiformes; Nothobranchiidae.
CCUUCUUGUUCACAGAGGCUUAACGGUCGGUGAGUCGUGGCCCAGUCAAAACAAUACAGCUUAGCUCAACAGCAGCUUCAGCUGUAAACAACACAGCAGACGUUAAAAUACCGGCUUCACGGUGCUCCGGAGCCUCCUUACUUGUGUAUUUUACCGGUGAGAUUCGUGCGUUUUACUGCCCGCCGAGUCUGUUCGGGAUUUAACCGUGUUCGUUUUGGUCGGAAAUGGAGACUGCUAACGGGCUGCUCAGUACCCUGGCAUCAGCGGAGGGGAGCGGCUGAAGGGGUCGCAGCAGAUUUACAGACGUUAAACCCCCCGACUAAGGAACCUCGGAGCAGUGUGCUGGUUAGCAUGGUGGAGUAGAGGUGCAGCGUUUAAUUUACCGCCGUCCAACGAGCUCUCCGGGGAGGAUCGCCAUGGCCCCGGGCUCGCUGGUGGCGGCCUGCCGCAGCCUGGCUCUCUCUACGUGGCUGCUGUCCUUCUGCUUCGUCCACCUGCUGUGCCUGGACUUCACCGUGGCCGAGCGGGAGGAGUGGUACACCGCCUUCGUUAACAUCACCUACGUGGACCCGGCCACCUCCGAGCUGCGCACGGAGAAAACCGAGUGCGGACGGUACGGGGAGCACUCCCCAAAGCGGGACGCCAAGGGGGUGGUGGUCCUGCCCACAGCCCCGCUGGACCGCCAGGCCUGCGACCCUCACGGCCGCUUCGCGGUGCCCCAGCAGGCCGGGGCCUGGGUGGCGCUGAUCGCCCUGGGGAACUGCACCUUCAAGGACAAGAUCCGCCACGCUGCAGCGCACAACGCCUCGGCGGUGGUUAUCUUUAACGUGGGCUCUCCUAAUGCCAACGACACCAUCACGAUGCCCCAUCAAGGAACAGGUGAUGUGGUCGCCAUCAUGAUUCCUGAGCCAAAAGGUCUUGAGGUCGUCUCCCUGCUGGAGCGCAACAUCACAGUCACCAUGACGAUCACCAUCGGGACGAGGAACCUGCAGAAGUACGUGAGCAGGACGUCGGUGGUGUUCGUGUCCAUCUCCUUCAUCGUGUUGAUGAUCAUCUCCCUCGCCUGGCUCGUCUUCUACUACAUCCAGAGGUUCCGAUACGCCAACGCGCGGGACCGCAACCAGCGUCGUCUUGGCGACGCGGCGAAGAAGGCCAUCAGCAAACUUCAACUUCGCACCAUCAGGAAGGGCGACCAGGAGACCGAGGUCGACUUCGACAACUGCGCCGUCUGCAUCGAAGGCUACAAGCCCAACGACGUCGUCCGCAUCCUGCCCUGCAGGCAUCUGUUCCAUAAGAGCUGUGUGGACCCGUGGCUGCUGGACCACCGGACCUGUCCCAUGUGUAAGAUGAACAUCCUGAAGGCCCUGGGCGUGGCGCUGAACGCUGACUGCCUGGACGAGCUCCCCCUGGACUACGACCUGGCUCUGGGUGGCGUAGGUGGGGUCGGGAUGGGCGGAGUCGGGGCCCUGGCCCUAGAGGCGGUGGUGUCCGGAGCGUCGAGCGACGGGGCGCUGAGUGAGGGCGGAUCCUUGGUUGUUCUGGAUCCUGGCGUUCGACGGCUGGGACUCCCACAGGACUACCAGGACCCCGACACCCUACGGGACAGCCCAGUGACUGCCACCACCGACACACACAUGGGUGAGCUGCAGCCGAUGCCCAGCAGCUCCUCUGUGGCGUCGCUGGUCAUCGCCGUGGAAACGGGUCUGUUGGACGAGGAGGGGUCCAUGGAGCAGCCUCGGAUGGGGAUGAAGUCCUGAGAGCAGCCCAACAGAACCAAACCAGAACCAGGCCAAAGCUCAGACUGGGACCAGAGAGAGACUGGACCGGGGCCCGGUUCUGUCAGAACCAGAACCGGGUCCAGAGUUUAGGACUCAGAGGACUGGUCUGGUUCCUGUUCCUAGAAUCCGUUCAGAGCCAACUCUGGACUUUUCUGGUGCAAUUGUUCUGGUCUUACUCUCCAGGUCUAGACUUGGACUCACCCGAGCCUGCCGUGGUUGUCUCGGUUCUGUUCUGACUUUGACCCCCCCACCCCCCCACCCCCCCCUGGCUCGCUGGGUGACAGAACCAGACCUUCAUUACAAAAGGUCCUUGUGGUUGGACUCUGGAGGUUCUGCACCCUGAACCAUCCGGACUCUUUCUCCUUGUUCUGGUUUGUGUCGGGUUCUUUUCUCUGAUGACUCUUAUUUUGGUAAACAAAAUACUUUUAUUUUGAAAGGAGCGGUGGUUCCUCUGCCGGUGUGGGGGGGGGAGCUGCCUGAGUGGAGGAGGAAGCCCUACAGUAUUAGGAAAUGCUGACGCAGCAAAAGUCCAUCCCGGUUUCCUCCUGUGAAGCUCAGUUGGAACCCAGCAUGGAUCUGGUUGUCCGGCGUCUUCAGGAGAACAUCAGGACUUCCUGCUGCAGAACUCAGUGUCUCUGUCAUGUCUGGUCCGUUCUCUCGCUCCGACGCCUGGGAGGAACUCUGGGAAGGUGCUUUUGGACCACAGGAAGGUUCUCCUGAUCACACACACACACACACACACACACACACACACACACACACACACACACACACACACACACACACACACACACACACACACACACACACACACACACACACACACAUCCAUAAAUAACCAGAUCUAAAAACACCUGGAUGAGCUGAUCAGCUGAUUCAGGUUCUGUGAACGAAGGUUUUCUUCUUGAUGUUGGACCUCCAGGACUCCUGCAGCACGGAUGCCUGGAUCUGGUCCAGAACCCUGGAAGGACUUUACAGAAAUGUGUAGUAUUUAUUCUGAUGUGAGAGCUUCACCAGUGUGAGCUAGUUUACAGAUCGCCCCCGUUCCACUACUGAAGGUGUGGAUCACUGUGAGACUGACCAGGGAUCAGGUCAGAGCUGCGUUGUUUGUUCCUAGACCGGGAUGCCAGAGGCCGCCAGGCGGGAGCGGUUAGCGAGUUAGCUCACUCACACGUGUUAAUGAAGCUCCGAGGAUCAGAGACCAGCGUGUUCCUCUGGGAACUCGUCUGAACCUUCAUGUUGGUCUGAAAGCACCUGCAGUGCUACCCUGCUGUAGUCUCCUGGUCCAACCCCCGCACUCCGCUAGCGCCCCUAAACACGUUUAACUCCGACAAUCCGUGGUGAGUUCUGUUUUUGCGUUGUGUGUUUGACAUCACAAGUCGUGGAUCCGUUCCUAGCCUGCAACCCGGGUCGGCUAGAGGUGUCCUGAGAGAAGAAGACUGUCGUCUAUUUUGAUACCAGAGGAGAAGUUUAUUUUUGUAAUCCAGACUCCGACCCCCUGACCUGGAACUUUCAGAGUUCUGUUGAACGUCCGUUUGGAUGUGAGAGAAGCCAGCUCCAGUAAAUAAACCGGGUCGAUCCCAGCUCCAGUGUUUGUUCCUAGUCCCACCAGUGAUCCUGUUUCCUGUCAGAGCCGAGUUCCUGUUGUAAAGUCGUUUUCCUCCAGGUUUAAUGUCCACUAGUUAAUUUAUACUCUGGUGUUACACAGAGGCUGGUUUGUUCAUUUACAGUGAUGUUUUCAUUAAAGUCACCUGCUUUGUGUUGUGAGCUUUA